GAUGGAGAAUCAUCAAGAUUUGGGUUAAAGCCUAAGUUUGGGUUUCUCCGAUCAUCAUAAUCUGAUUCCGAUGAAACCAGAGCUUACCAACGAUGAUCAUGGCACGAUCAGCGAGGAAGAAGACUACAUUAAUAGAAAGAAACUUCGUCUCUCCAAAGACCAAUCUUCUUUUCUAGAACAAAGUUUUAAGCAAAACACCACACUCAAUCCGAGACAAAAGUUGGGUAUAGCAAAACAUCUUAAAUUAAGACCUCGUCAAGUAGAAGUCUGGUUCCAAAACAGAAGAGCAAGGACAAAGCUUAAACAAACAGAGAUCGACUGUUCGAUUCUAAAACGAUGCUGGGAAUCAUUAACGGAGGAGAAUCAACGGCUGAAAAUAGAAGUUGAAGAUCUGAGGGCCCUUAAAUUGACAAAUGGAUUACACAUGGAAAUGUCUCCUCCUAUUAUUCUAAACUUAUGCACCUCUUGUCAGAACGGCGGCGUUCACCGCCGGCGGUAAAGAUUGUAAUUUAGCUGUUCUUGAAAGGGUAAAUCUGGGAAAUUGGAUGUGUAACUAUUAUUAUUUAAUUAUCAUCUAGCUAGGAAAUAUUAGAAAGUUUUGAACUUAUUUGGAAAUAAAAACUAUGAUUUUAACUUU
This is a messenger RNA of Impatiens glandulifera, 637 nucleotides long. RefSeq names its product homeobox-leucine zipper protein HAT4-like. The record is from RefSeq and is a predicted model, not a curated record. Bases 71 to 499 code for a protein of 142 amino acids. The transcript is spliced from 3 exons. Gene Ontology annotation, biological process: regulation of DNA-templated transcription. Gene Ontology annotation, molecular function: DNA-binding transcription factor activity, RNA polymerase II-specific; sequence-specific DNA binding. Lineage: Eukaryota; Viridiplantae; Streptophyta; Magnoliopsida; Ericales; Balsaminaceae.